Nilaparvata lugens (brown planthopper) is the source of this 1341-nucleotide messenger RNA. It is a transcript of the gene Urod, whose product is annotated as uroporphyrinogen decarboxylase. NCBI's taxonomy places the organism in Eukaryota, Metazoa, Arthropoda, Insecta, Hemiptera, Delphacidae. The transcript has a single exon. The record is from RefSeq and is a predicted model, not a curated record. Bases 153 to 1220 code for a protein of 355 amino acids. Gene Ontology annotation, biological process: heme biosynthetic process. Gene Ontology annotation, molecular function: uroporphyrinogen decarboxylase activity. Gene Ontology annotation, cellular component: cytosol.
GCUGUUUUUUCUGAAAGUUGAUAGUGAAAGUAAACAUAACCUCAAAUUUAUAAAUACUGUAAUUUAAAAAGUACCUGUCAUCUAAAUUUAUUUUCAUUCUAUUGUAAAGUUUUCUUGCUAUUGAAAAAUAAUAGUGCAUUCAAUAUUCAAGCAUGAGUUUUCCACCUUUGAUAAAUGACAAUUUUCUUAGAGCUGUACGGGGUGAAAAAGUGGAUCACGUUCCAGUAUGGAUAAUGCGACAGGCUGGCCGGUAUCUACCAGAGUUUAGAGCAUUCAGAGAAAAACACAACUUUUUUGAAAUAUGUCAAACCCCUGCUUACGCAACAGAAGUGACCCUACAACCCAUCAGAAGAUAUUCUUUAGAUGCAUCCAUCAUAUUUUCAGAUAUUUUAGUUAUUCCUCAGGCAUUAGGUAUGAUAGUAGAAAUGAGGCCUGGUGUUGGUCCUGUACUACCCGAACCACUUGUAACCGUAGAUGAUAUACAAAGACUUGAAAAGCAUAUUCCAGUUGAUGUUCAAGAAAAGCUAGGAUACGUGGCAAAAGCAAUAACAAUGACUAGAAAACAAUUGGAAGGAAAAGUACCACUUAUUGGAUUUACUGGAGCUCCUUGGACUCUAAUGUGCUAUAUGAUUGAAGGAGGUGGAUCAAAGACAAUGUCCAAAGCUAAAAAAUGGAUUUAUCAAUGGCCUCAGGAAACCAAAAAGCUUCUCUCUUUGUUAACAGAUGUUAUUGUUGAUUAUUUAGUAAUGCAGGCAAAUGCUGGGGCUCAACUGCUGCAAGUUUUUGAAUCAAACGCUGAAUAUUUAGGGCCCGAACAGUUCGACGAAUUUUCACUGCCUUACCUGAAACAAAUCGCUUAUAGAGUCAAAGAAAUGAUAGGAUCUGAACUGGGCACAGUUCCGAUGACUGUUUUUGCCAAAGGAGCUCAUUAUGGUUUGGAAAAACUAGGCCAGUCGGGGUAUGAAGUUGUCGGGAUUGAUUGGACUGUAGAUCCAGUAGAAGCAAGGAAGCGGGUUGGCCCUAAUGUGACUCUUCAGGGAAAUCUGGACCCUUGUGCGUUAUAUGCAUCAAAAGAAACUAUUGAAAAGAUGGCUAAAACAAUGGUUGAGAAAUUCGGUAAACAUCGAUACAUUGCUAAUCUUGGUCAUGGAAUUUAUCCCGACGUACCCCCUGAAAAUGUUGAGAUUUUCAUCAAUGCUAUACAGAGUGCCUGCCAGUGAAAACUCUAACUUUGUGUUUGACAUAUAAACAUUAGCAUAUUUAUGCAAAUUGGUGAUGGUGGAAAUGGUAAUAUUAUACUAGUUUGUUUUUAAUAAAACCGUUACAAGUAUUUAAAAUCUU